Stegodyphus dumicola is the source of this 795-nucleotide messenger RNA. RefSeq names its product otoferlin-like. Gene Ontology annotation, cellular component: membrane. The record is from RefSeq and is a predicted model, not a curated record. Gene Ontology annotation, biological process: plasma membrane organization. Lineage: Eukaryota; Metazoa; Arthropoda; Arachnida; Araneae; Eresidae.
CUUUAUGGGCGUUUCGUUUUCUUUUCGAACGUGAUGCAGAAAUUUUGAAACUGAAUGAGAAAUUUUUUAAAAUGGAAGUGUGUUUGGAUUCAUUAUUUACAUAUGAAAAGUGAAUGAAAAUAAAAGAAAAAUAUGAUUUGUCAAUUAUGGGAAAAUGGGAAAAGUUGCAAUGUUACUCCUGAAAAGAGCGAAGAGGUUACUUCUGACGCGAAAGCUGGUGGAGAUGCCAGCACGGACGAGCAGUUUGCAAGGUUAGUGGUGAAAAUCUACAAAGCUGAUGGCAUUUCGAAACCGGAUAGUGGAAUAAUGGCCCAUGUGAGAAAAACGUUAUCCGUGGACGUUGCUGAGUUAAUAGAUCCAUACGUGCAAGUUUCUUUCGCAGGCCUUAAGGGCGCAACUUCAAGAAAGAAACAUACAUCAGUUCCUUGCUGGAAUGAACAGAUUGUUUUCACAGUUAAAUUCCCACUUCCUCUUGAACCGAUUGUUUUACAGUUAAGAGAUGGUGACACAGUUUUGAACAACAUACUUGGAGAAAUAUAUGUUUCUCUGGAUAAAAUAUCAAAUCCUGGAGAGAAAGGUUUUCUACCUACCUUUGGGCCAUGUUUUGUGUACCUGCAGCCCCCGAAAGGGUUAUUCAAAGAUGAAGCUAUCUUUUACUGCGGGAGAGUUCUAAUGGCCAUUUCUACAGAAAUUGUGUACACUGAAGACUUCAGAAAACCUCAAGCAUAUGCUGAACAUAGUUUUCCUUUGCCAGAAGUACGUAAUUGUAACCAAAGUCUGAAAUAAAAGACUACU